Molecule: messenger RNA, 1245 nt
Organism: Anguilla anguilla (European eel)
Lineage: Eukaryota; Metazoa; Chordata; Actinopteri; Anguilliformes; Anguillidae
Gene: iyd
Product: iodotyrosine deiodinase
Molecular function (GO): oxidoreductase activity
Source: RefSeq, a predicted model, not a curated record
AGCGUGGAUUCCUUUUGACUGGGUUCUGCUGCUAUGGCGCUGUUUUCCUCUCUGACACCUGUGCUCGUGGCAGUUUUAUGCGUCGUUGUCGUCGCCCGUUUUUUCAAAAGUUUUCAGAAGAAACACAAGGAAACAGACACCGACUCCAAAUCCGCGGUGAAAUCCAGGCCGUGGGUAGACGAGGACCUCCAAGACGACACAGAAAUCAACACCAAAGAUGAAGCGGAAGGCGAAGACUGGGCGCCCAGCGAGGAGGACGUCCCCCACGUACCCUACGCCCCCCCGCGGUACCCCUCUGACGUCAUGCUGCAGCGCUCGCGGGAGUUCUACGAGCUGAUGAACGAGAGGAGGUCCGUCCGCUUCCUCAGCCCCGAACCGGUGCCCCGCGAGGUCAUCGACUACGUCGUCCAAACCGCAGGGACGGCCCCCAGUGGGGCUCAUACGGAGCCCUGGACCUUCGUGGUUGUGGCGGACGCUGAGGUCAAGCACCAGAUCCGUGAGAUUGUGGAGCAGGAGGAGGAGAUGAACUACAGGCAGAGGAUGGGAGACAAGUGGGUCAGUGACCUACAGAGGUUAAGGACAAACUGGAUUAAGGAGUACCUGGACAUCGCUCCCUACCUCAUCCUGGUGUUCAAGCAGACCUACGGGCUCAAGGGCAAUGGCAAAAAGAAGACACACUACUACAAUGAGAUCAGCGUGUCUAUAGCCUGUGGAAUCCUACUGGCUGCACUAAAGAACGUCGGCCUGGUGACGGUGACGUCGACGCCCCUGAACUGCGGCCCGCAGGUGAGGCUCCUCCUCCGCCGGCCGGCCAAUGAGAAGCUCCUGAUGCUCCUGCCCGUUGGGUUUCCCGCCAGCGACGCCACGGUGCCCAACCUGACCCGGAAGAACCUGGAUGACAUCAUGGUGUUCGUGUGACGCUGGCCCUGGAUGCGUGUGUGUGGCUGGUAAAAACAUGACGUCACGUAUCAUGACCUUGUGAUACAUCCAGCAGCUCGUGUACUAAGAAGAUAAGAGCGACUAUGUGUUGAUUCAAAGCUUAAAAGGAUGUAAACUGCAAAGCAGUUCAAGCGAAUUCAAGCAACUUUUACUGUUCUUGCUUUCCACUCAAAUCAAGAUCCUCUCUGUAAGCCCAAUCAAAAUGUAUUACAUGUCUUAUUCUCUUAAACACAAAUUCAGUAAGUGCUGCUGAAAAUUGUAAUUAAAAAAAUUAAUAAAUAAUGGGCGGUAUCUCCCCGUGUGGAA